AUGACGCUGUCGACGGCCUCUGCCGCUCCGGCGAGCACAUCACGUCGACGACACCGUGCGCACCCGCCAACUUCAUCCUCACGUUUGGCACGCGCAGUAUCCGCAUCCGCCCUCCUCCUUUCCGCCGCCGUACCUCUAGCGUCCGCAUCCAUCGCCAAUUUCCCCAGCAUCGACUUUGACCUUCUCGGGGCCGUCAGCAUCGCAGGCUCCUUUGCAGGCAUCGAGCUCUGGAACCAGACCGGCUCCUCUGCAAGCCCCAACGCCACCUACGAUUCAGCCGCAUCCUCCCUCCUCUCUCGCGCCAACAAUGGCAGCGUCACCUUUAUCAGCGCUACCGAACAGGGCGGCUCCAUCCGUGCCAUCUGCCAGAUGCAGUCCUCGCCCAACACCGUCUUUGUUGCAGGCAACUUUUUCUCGAUAGGCGGUACGUCUGUCAGCAACAUUGCUUCCUACAACCCCGCUUCCAACACUUUCGAUGACAUGGCUGGCGGUCUCGAUGGCACCGUUCGCACCCUCUUUUGCGACAACGACCACCAGCAGCUCAUCGUCGGCGGCUCCUUUUCCGGCCCCGUCAACGCCAAGACCGACCGAUAUCUCGGCAAUGUGGCACAAUGGGAUGUUGCAGCUUCUGCAUGGAGCCCCGUUGAUUUUGGAGGUCUCGAUGGCACCGUCAACACCAUCACAGCCGGCGGCAACAAUUCGCUCGUUCGGUUUGGUGGCAGCUUCGACACCCGCUUCGCCUCCAUGGGCGGACCCAAUGGCUCGUCUUCCGGCACUAAUACCUCAGCCUCCUCUCUCACAGCAGCCUUCACUCCUCUGUCUCUCGGCCAGGUCGAAUUUGUCGGUGGCCCCAGCUCCCGCGAUACCGGCUUCGACAAUCCAGCACAGAUCCUCUGCCCGCAAGGUCCCGAUGGCAGCGGCAACUCGUAUUUGUUCGAAGAUGGUGUCGACGGCCGUCUUACCGCUCGUGCCUUCCGCGCGCUCAACGUGCGUGCUAUUCGACUCGGCAACACUUUUGUCGACGGUCGUGGAACACGCACCUUUGGCAUCGUUUCGAUCCCGGACAAUACCGAGCUUGAGCUCAUCUACCUUGACCCCGCCACCAACCAAAAUGCCACCUGCAUCAACAACUGCACCCUAGCUCACGACCCUUCCAUCCCCUAUCAAGACUUUUUGAUCGCAGACACCCCCGCCAACAACGCGCCGGGCGGGGUCAAGCAGCUCACGGGCAUCCAAUUCACUGCCACCGAAUACUAUGGCGCCGGCGCCGGUCUUCAUGUCCUCGAGCUCCUCUCCGAAGGAGGCUGGGCCUACGCUUACAAUGCGCUUAACCGCGGCGGCUGCAACUCGAAUCAGAGCGGCGUCAACGGCACCGACUCGUCUGCCACCAACCAGGGCGGCUGGUACCCGAGCACCAUCAACACGCUUGCCGGCACCGUCGAGCCCGUGCUUGCCUACAGCGACUCGUACUCCAACCUGCGCUCCGCCUCGUCGUCGGCCACCGUCACCUUUUCCGUCGACAUUCCCUUCAACGGCAAUUACACCAUCUCCAUGUUUGUACCUGGAUGCCAGGCUAGCGGACAGUGCGGCGAGCGCACCGACGUGCAGGCCAACGUCUUCACUGUCCAAGGUUCCCAGGGCAACCUCACGCGCGUCUCCCAGACGAAUCAACAGGAUCGCACCGUUCAAAUCUACAGCGGCGAAGUCAACAAGGCUGCUGAGGGUUUCCAGCCCACCGUGGUGCUCUCGAUCCCUGCCGAUGCACCUGCGCCUUCGGGAGGAGGCGAAUUCACCGUCAUCGCCGAUAAGGUGAGCUUCCUGCUGCUCAACAGCAAUGAGACGCUCCAGAUGAGCCGAUCCAGCGGGUUCGGUCUGCUCGAGUACAACCUCUUUGACCCUGCCAUCACUGCACUCAACAGCAACGGCACCGGCAUCCUGCCCAACACCUCAAUGACCGACAUCGACACCUUUUCGGCGACGCUCUACUCCCAUGGCGUACGCAGCAAUGCUAGCGAUACCGCCAUCUCUGCCAUCGCCUCCGUCGGUUCGCACACCUUUGUCGGCGGCUCCUUUACGUCAAGUGGGAACGUCAGCUUUGCCAACAUUGCCGGCUUUUCCUCGGACUCAGCCGGCAGAUCACCCAUUCAAAUCGCCAACGGAGGUCUCAACGGUCCCGUCGAAGCGCUUGCCGGCCUCGGAAGUGCACUCUUCGUUGGAGGCAGCUUCACCAGUACUGCCGACAGCGCCGUAACAGCUUCUUACAUUGUGCGCUACGACCCGGAUGCAAACGCGUGGACUGCGCUCGGCGGAGGUCCAGAUGGCGCCGUUUCGGACAUCUAUCCGUUGGGCCCUGACGCCAUCCUUGUCGCUGGCUCGUUUGCGACCGUCAACGGCACUGGUCAGAGUGGCGGCUACGCGGUCUGGAACACCACCGCCAACAGCUGGCAGACCCAAUCCAGCUUUGUGUCGGCAGAAAUGACGGCCGCCUUUGCCGACUAUGCCGCAAGCACCCAGCAGAGCUUCCUUGCAGGUAGCGUCCGUGCGCUGAGUCUCCAGGCUGCUUCGGGAGCUGCACAGAUGCGGGCUCCCGACACCUCGGGUAGUUUGCCCAUCAUCGAGUCGCUCAACUUCCAAUUUGCCUCGCAAUCCUCCUCCUCCGCAUCGGCAUCGUCGUCCGCCAGCCUCGCACGCAGGCUGAGUGCCAAGGUUGUUCAACAGCAGCAACAACAACUGCAACAGCAGAACGACGUGCAGCCACGCACUGCCCCGUCUUCUGGUCUCGGUUCCAAGCUGCGCUCGCUUCUUCCAAGACCGGCGUCGAGUAGCGGUAAGCUAGACGCGUCGUCGUCGCAACUGCCUUCGUUGCUCAAGCGCGCAGCUGUCAUGACACCCGCCUCGCUCACAUCGAGCGGACAGAACGAGAUCCUCGCCAGCGCCUUCUGGCAACGCGACGACGGCUCCUUUGUCAACAUUCUCGGUGGCAACUUUACCACCACCGCUGGCAUCCGCAAUCUGGCCUUCUACGACGAUUCGUCCAACACGGCGUCGGCCUUUCCUGCGCCACCCUCUUCUUCCUCGCUCAGCCAGCAACCGUCCGCAGCAAUUCGUUCUUUGCUCGUCGACGGCGACAUGCUGUACAUCGGCGGCGACAGUGGCUUCGAGGCUUACGAUCUCAAGAAGGCCAGCUGGGUCACCAGCUCUGCGCCGCUCUCAGCCGGCUCUGGACAGGUGCUCUCGGUGACCUCGAUCGACCACCGACCCGAUUCGACGCAGCUCAUCGUGGCCGGCAGCUUUGCGUCCGCCGGAUCAUUGCCGUGCCAAAACGUUUGUCUCUGGGACACCAACGGCAUGCGCUGGAGUCCACUGAGCGCAGGCUUCAGCGGCCAGAUCUCGGCGCUCGACUUUGCCGGCAGCAAGGCGAAUCAGCUCAUUCUGGCUGGCUCGAUGACAGUCAACGGAGCUGAGGCCUCGCUGGUCAGCUACAACUUUGACACGCAGACAUGGAACAGCUUGGGCACCGUCGGCAGCGGCUCGAACCAGAUUCCCGGGCCAGCGACGGCGGUCAGCGUCGACGACCUCAACGUCAAUGCCAUCUUUGUUGCCGGCCGCACUGCCGAUGGAAGUGCGCCUUACUUGGUCAGGUGGGACGGCUCGCAGUACACGGCAGUCGGCGAGGGUCAGUUCCUGCCGGCCACGGGCAUCUCGCAAUUGACAUUUGUGCCCAUUUCAAGAGCGCAUCCGAGCAACCAGAUCUUGGAGGACAACCGAUUGCUGGUCGUGAGCGGUGCUUUGACCACGCAGGACUAUGGCAACAUCUCGAGCGUGUUCUUCGACGGACAGAGCUACUCUCCGUUCCUGGUCGCAACCAACCUGGAUGGCUCUUCGGGCAUCGUGCGCGCAUUUAGCCGAUCCACCGAGGUGCUGCGUUUCCCCAACCUGCAUCACCUGGCUGUGGGUCUCGUGAUCCUGAUCUCGAUCGCGAUCGGCCUUGGGAUUGUGUUUUUGCUGGUGCUGCUCGGCCUCAUCUGGGCAGUGGCAAGGAGACGACCCGAGCCGCGCGACUUGGACGUGCCCCUUUCGGCGAGCGAGGAUUCGCUGGGUGUUGGCGAGAAGAAGCGACCUUCGAGCUUACUGGCGACGCUGAAUGCAGCUACAGAAAAUGCCAUGCUCGGCGAUCACGGUGCUGCUGCUGCCACGGGUGUGGGUGCAGGAGCUGCUGGCGCUGGUGCAGCCGCCGUCGCAGCAGGCCAUCGCCGACAAGACUCGCAGCAGGCCGACACGAGCGGCGAAGCGGGCAUGUCCAACUACCACAGCGACGAUGGUCGUGCAGGACAGAGCGCACAGACGCACUACGCGACCGACGAAGGUGGAUUCUCAGAGGCGGAUGCGGAAGCGGGCAUGGUAGGUGGAGCCUCCAUGGCAGCGGCGGCGAUUGGUGCUGGUGACGACGACUCGCCGAUGGAGGGCAUCCCGGCACACGCUCGCUACGACUUUGUGCCCAACCACGAAUCCGAAUUGCCGUUGACGGCGGGCGAGCCCAUCGAGAUUCUCGAUGACCAGGAUCGUCACUGGUGGCUUGCAAGGAAUACGCGCGGCCAGACCGGUGUGGUUCCGAGCGCCUACGUCAUGUGA
This is a messenger RNA of Sporisorium graminicola, 4632 nucleotides long. RefSeq lists its product as uncharacterized. Gene Ontology annotation, biological process: positive regulation of establishment of bipolar cell polarity regulating cell shape. The record is from RefSeq and is a predicted model, not a curated record. Gene Ontology annotation, molecular function: protein binding. NCBI's taxonomy places the organism in Eukaryota, Fungi, Basidiomycota, Ustilaginomycetes, Ustilaginales, Ustilaginaceae. The coding region runs from base 1 to 4632 and encodes 1543 amino acids. Gene Ontology annotation, cellular component: plasma membrane of growing cell tip. The transcript has a single exon.